AUGGAGGCCUCGGCGGCAGCUGCGGCGUCAAGGCCACCGAGCUUCGCGACGCAGACCAAUGCUCUCCUGCGAAAAAAUCUCAUCUUCCAGAAACGUAACGGGAAGGCGACCAUUCGGCUAAUCUUAAUCCCAAUAUUUCUAUGCCUGCUACUUAGUGUCCUUCAACGUGUCAUCAACAAUUUGCUAGAUCAGCCAAGGUUCAGGUGUGGUUGUAAGUGUGUUGAUGCCAACGGCACUGGUGCUUGCCAAAAUGUAUGCGGAAUCCAGUACUCCACAGUGGAUCAGGCUAGAAGUUGCCCCAUACAAAAUCCUACUGAAUGGCCUGCUCUAUUGCAAUUACCGCGCCCCGAGUAUCGUGCUGUUCACGAUCCCUCCAGUGUGUUCACAGGCUUACCAGAUGCAUCAUGCAGAAAAUCAGAGUCCUGCCCAGCUAUUGUACCCUUCACGGGAGCAAACGAAACCGUAUCUAAUGCUAUCAUGAAGAACUUGUUCACAAGCUCAACACUUUCAAAUCUUUCUCAUCUUGCGAGCGUAUCUAAUCUUCUCCUUGGAACAGAUGUGCGGGGUGCUUCUACUGGCUUUAUUGAACCUGCUUUUGUCUCUGAUCAACCCAUAUAUGUCAUUAGACCUCAGUGUAAAUCCAGUGAUUCAGAUAUCCUCAUUACUGUUGAUGCUACCGAUGAUCAGAAAGAGAUAAAAUGUGUUCAAGGUUUGCCAUUGUGGCGGAAUAGUUCAACAACAAUAAAUGAAGAAACCUUUCAGGGUUACCGAAAGGGAAAAAAAGGAGAAGGGAUAUAUGAAAUUACAAUGGGCUAUGAUUUUCAGGAAUCAAACGAGAAGUUUCUGAAUGUGCUAGCUCUAUAUAAUUCUUCCUAUCAGAAUAACUCCUUCAUUCCAACAUUGCCAUUUGGACUUCGGCGAGUUUCACGCUCAUUGAACGUGGUCUCCAAUGCCUAUCUGCAAUUUCUACUAGGCCCAGGUGCAGAAAUGUUGCUCAAGUUCAUAAAAGAAAUGCCUAAGCAUUCGACUCGCCAAGGUUUUGAAUUUUCUACUGCUGUUGGCCCUCUCUUUUUUGAAUGGGUUGUUGCAUUGUUGUUCCCGGUUAUGCUGACAUAUCUUGUCUACGAAAAGCAACACAAGUUGCGAACAAUGAUGAAAAUGCAUGGGCUCGGGGAUGGCCCUUACUGGAUUAUCAACUAUUCAUACUUCCUUAUUUUGUCUACAUUGUAUCUUGUUAUGUUUGUCCUUUUUGGAUCCCUUAUAGGUUUAAACUUUUUCAAGAUGAAUGAUUAUAGUAUCCAAUUUGUUUUCUUCUUUAGCUUCAUUAAUCUUCAGAUCGUACUAUCCUUCCUAGCUGCAACAUUAUUUACAAAAGUUAACACUGCUCAAGCAAUUGCCUACGUGUACAUCUUUGGGUCAGGGUUCAUGGCAGGAGCUCUUAUACACAAUUUUAUUGAAGGAGAAUUUCCAAGACAUUGGAUUACUGUUCUCGAAAUAAUUCCUGCAUUUUCAUUAUAUCGGGGACUAUAUGAGCUUGGUCAAUAUGCCAUUAGGGCUUCAGCAACAGGAUAUCCUGGCAUGAGAUGGGGUGAUCUAAAUGAUAGAAACAAUGGAAUGAAAGAUGUGCUUAUUAUUAUUGUCCUAGAGUGGUUGGUUUUGCUUCCUAUUGCAUAUUAUUUUGACCAUGCUUCUUCAGCUGGACACAAGUCUAGUCCCCUUUCCAUGAUCAAGUGUGUCCUAAAUAAGAAAGCCACCUCAAGAAGAAUAAAUGCUAACGCAAUAGUCAAUGAGGAUAUUCACGUUGAAUUGGAAAUGAUAGACAUCAUAAAAGAAAGAGAGGUUGUUGAUCAAAUACUACAACAACGGAGUAGUGGAUACGCUAUUGUGUGUGAUGAUCUCAAGAAAUUAUAUCAUGGAAAGGAUGGUAACCCAGACAAGUUUGCAGUACGAGGCGUAUCACUUGCUUUGCCUUAUGGAGAAUGUUUGGGCAUUCUUGGUCCCAACGGAGCUGGCAAGAGCUCUUUCAUUAGCAUGAUGAUUGGGCUUACAAAGCCAACGUCGGGAAAUGCAUUUGUCGAAGAUUUCAACAUACAGACUGACAUGGAGAACAUAUAUAAUAACAUGGGUGUUUGUCCACAAAAUGAUAUGCUCUGGGAAAUGCUGACUGGCAGAGAACAUCUCCAGUUUUAUGGCCGACUAAAGAACCUCAAUGGUUCUAGUUUGGACCUUGCUGUUGAAGAAUCAUUGAGGAGUGUAAAUUUACUGCAUGGUGGUGCUCCUGAUAAACAAGUGAGGACGUACAGUGGCGGCAUGCAGAGGCGUCUUAGUGUCGCCAUCUCGCUGAUUGGAGAUGCUAAAGUCGUCUACAUGGAUGAACCUAGUACUGGACUAGAUCCUGCUUCAAGGAAGAGUCUCUGGUGUGCUGUGAAGCAAGCAAAGCAAGAUAGAGCAAUCAUUCUUACUACCCAUUCCAUGGAAGAAGCCGAAGUCCUUUGCGAUCGGUUAUGUAUCAUGGUAGACGGCAGGCUCCAGUGCAUAGGAAGCCCGAAAGAGCUCAUCGCCAGAUACGGAGGGUACUAUGUGCUAACAAUCACGACAUCGUCGGAGUUCGAACGAGUGGUUCAGAAAUUGGUGCUAGAACUCUCGCCACGCGCAAGGAAGGUGUACCAUUUGUCUGGAACGCAGAAACACGAGCUGCCGAAGCAAGAGGUGAGGAUUGCAGACGUGUUCAGGGCCAUGGAAAAUUUGAAGAAGAAAGCGGAAGUCCAAGCAUGGGGCCUCGCUGACACCACCAUGGAAGAUGUGUUCGUUAAAGUUGCCACGGCGAGACGGUCGAGCGACGAACUCUCCUAG
Messenger RNA from Lolium rigidum, 2853 nucleotides. Its product is annotated as ABC transporter A family member 8-like. Gene Ontology annotation, molecular function: ABC-type transporter activity; ATP binding; lipid carrier activity. The record is from RefSeq and is a predicted model, not a curated record. The transcript is spliced from 18 exons. Gene Ontology annotation, cellular component: membrane; intracellular membrane-bounded organelle. NCBI's taxonomy places the organism in Eukaryota, Viridiplantae, Streptophyta, Magnoliopsida, Poales, Poaceae. Bases 1 to 2853 code for a protein of 950 amino acids. Gene Ontology annotation, biological process: transmembrane transport; lipid transport.